CGCAGGCCCGAAAAAAUAUCUGGGGAAAUAUCCGACGAGCCAGAAAUGCUCAACUAAAGGGGUACAUUUUUUGCCUCGAUUCAAUAACCACGAUUUUCUACUCCGCUACUUCGCAUUUAUAUCUACCGUCACUAUCUAACACACUACGAUCCCCGACAACUGGUUUGGGUCAAUGGACGAUCCUGCGCUCGCGUCGCUGUCGCUGACACAUGUUCGAUAUAACCCCAAUGAUCCUAUAUCGUAUGCUUCGGCAUGGCUGGCGCUCGUUCCCCAGGGACUCUGCGUCGUUUAUGUGUCCCUCAUAUGGGCGUCCCGUGAGGUGGAAAUCUUUCUAAUGUUUGCUGGACAAAUGGCUUGCGAGGGUCUCAAUUUUGGCUUGAAGAGGCUUAUUCGAGAAGAACGUCCUCAACGUAUGCGGCUCUUUGCUACUGCCACUGCUCCAUCUCCGGCUUCUAAUGAUUUACAGAAAUGCACGGCAAAGGUUACGGCAUGCCAUCAUCGCAUGCUCAAUUUGUGACGUUCUUCUCGCUGUCACUUUCCUUGUGGUUGCUCUUCCGACAUGUGCCCACCUCAAGCACAAGCUACUCACCAUCCACGUUCUCCGAGAGAAUUUUCUUGUCUCUGCUGGCGUGUGUUGGUGCCAGUGCUGUGGCUGCAAGUCGUGUAUAUCUCAACUAUCACACUCCGAAGCAAGUCUUAGUGGGUGUAGCCGCCGGCGCCAUCUUCGCUGUUUUUUGGUUCGUUUUUACGACUUAUCUGAGAAGAUUCGGUUGGAUCGAUUGGGCAUUGGAGACAUGGAUAUCGCGUAGAUUUCGAUUUCGGGAUCUAAUCACCACCGAGGAUAUUCAAGACGCCGGCUGGGGUCGUUGGGAAACGCGUCGAAAAGCGAAGCGAACAACCGGGACAAAUGAUAUGGGCAAAAAGAGCAGAUGAGAUUGCGUCCAAAGGGAUUAUUGAUUCCUCCCCUUGUAGACUACUAGCGGUCUUUGAAUCUGUCAGUCACAUACACUCACUUGGUAGACAGUAGAGAGCGUGGGCUUCAUGACCGGGACAAAGAGAUUGAUGUCAUUUCGAUCAAGUACUGUAGGAGUACAGCCUUGCAACCCAACGAAAAGCCCUCGAAUGGACCCCUGGCGCCCCCUGAGAAGGUGAAGUGUACUCGUGCUGAACUAGAACCUGUCGAGUCACUGUCACACUCCUGGAUCGAAUACUUGUGCACACGUGUCUGCACUCAUUCCACGGUACAGGGAACGAGUGCGUGAUAGUACAUUCCAAAGGCUUCUUGGUCGAGGGAGUGAUCAGCCGGCACCAAACCAGGAUUUUUAUGCGUAGUAUGUAUUAUAUACCUGUCAGAAUCAGGGCAGAACAGCUGGCUUUAUCAAGCUUUUUGGCAAUUGAUUUGUGGCUGACCUGAACCCUGGCAACAUAUGUAAAAGGACAAGUCGUCGUACUCGGACGUAUGUGCACGCGAGCCUUGGUUUGAAAAUAUAUUUGUCUGACGUGAAAGAAUAUGAACGAGUCAGGCUCAGAUUGUAUGUAGAUACGAGGAAAAUCGCUUUGUCAGACACA
Molecule: messenger RNA, 1569 nt
Organism: Exophiala oligosperma
Lineage: Eukaryota; Fungi; Ascomycota; Eurotiomycetes; Chaetothyriales; Herpotrichiellaceae
Exons: 2
Coding region: 469-933 (154 amino acids)
Biological process (GO): lipid biosynthetic process; protein N-linked glycosylation
Cellular component (GO): intracellular membrane-bounded organelle; endoplasmic reticulum membrane
Molecular function (GO): sphingosine-1-phosphate phosphatase activity; dolichyldiphosphatase activity
Source: RefSeq, a predicted model, not a curated record